This is a messenger RNA of Colletotrichum chrysophilum, 1467 nucleotides long. RefSeq lists its product as uncharacterized. Bases 1 to 1467 code for a protein of 488 amino acids. NCBI's taxonomy places the organism in Eukaryota, Fungi, Ascomycota, Sordariomycetes, Glomerellales, Glomerellaceae. The transcript is spliced from 3 exons. The record is from RefSeq and is a predicted model, not a curated record.
AUGUCGUCAGAUUCGGGUACGAUGUAUUCAGCAGCUUCCGACGACGAGAGCAGUCAACAUGGCAGUCACGGUAUAUCUUAUACGGAGCUAGCUGAUAUUGUGGCUCAGAUGGAUCAUCUCAACCUGGACCCAAAACAACAAGGCCGUGACGAGGUCUUGUCCAGCCCUCUUCUCACAGUGCCCGUCAUCAAUACAUCCCCUCCUUCGCAAUACGGUCUCUUCGGUAUAAGCCUCUCCGAGGAUUCGCUCGCCACUGGGGUUACCAGAGUGGAUUCCAGAAUCUUUCACAACGUAGCCUGUCCCUCGAGCGUGUUCAUAUGCGGUAGUCAAGGUUCCGGAAAGAGCAACACGCUAGCAUGUCUUCUGGAGAACAGCUUACUCCCUAGCUACUUGGGCAAGUUGACUCUCCCCCUCACUGGAAUUAUCUUCCACUACGACAGCUUCAUUUCGGACUCGGGUGGUCUCCCGUGCGAGGCAGCUUUCCUUGCAUCCAACAAGGACGUUUCAAGAAUCUACAGCGGCAUUUCAAAUCUCAAGAUUGAGCCUUUGAGGCUCAGCGACCGAGACCUCAACACCAAGCGCAUGAAUGACCUGAUGGCAGUUGGAGAGGGCACCAUGCCACUGUACAUGCACGUUAUCAAUCGGAUCUUGCGAGAGAUGCGCAUUGAGCAGCAGAACCUUGGCAUCCCUUUCAAGUACAAAACCUUCAAGAAGCGUUUGAGCGAGGCAGACUUGACCCCAGCACAGAGAAGUCCAUUGAGUCAGCGCCUUGAUACGCUUGAAAGCUUCAUGUUGGGAGGCACGGGUAAGGCUACCAGGACUAGUAUCGACUGGACGCCUAAGUCGGGUCAACUGACCGUCGUUGAUUUGUCUUGCCCGUGUGUUACGCCAGAGCUGGCCUGCUCUCUAUUCAACAUCUGCCUGUCCCUCUUCCUGAAGCAGCAAUCUCCCGUUGGAAAGGUGGUUGCUCUUGAUGAGGCGCACAAGUACAUGAAAGAAUCCGAUGAGAGUCAGACUCUCACCAACUCAUUGCUGGAAACCAUCCGCCUGCAGCGCCAUCUUGGCGUCCGAGUCUUCAUCUCAACUCAAGAGCCCACGGUUUCUACCAAGCUUCUCGACCUGUGUUCCAUGACGAUUGUACAUCGAUUCACCUCACCCGACUGGCUUCGGACCUUACGCCAACACUUGGCUGGUGUCUCUUCCAUGUCGGUGACGAUGGCCGGUGAGGAAGAGUCAAGUCAUGCAGUUGCGCCCAUCGCAGUGGGAACAAAAGAUCCUGCGUUGGAGCUCUUUGGUAUGAUCGUGUCUCUGCACACUGGACAGGCACUUGUAUUUGCUCCGAGCACGGUUCUUGGCUUACGGAAUGAGCGGAAUGUAGUUGUCCUGCAGCGACUAGCUCAUCGGGCUCUUCGUAUCAAGGUUCGGUCCCGCCUGACCAAAGACGGGGGAAAGACUGUCAUGGCCUGA